Messenger RNA from Austrofundulus limnaeus, 1214 nucleotides. RefSeq lists its product as uncharacterized. NCBI's taxonomy places the organism in Eukaryota, Metazoa, Chordata, Actinopteri, Cyprinodontiformes, Rivulidae. The transcript has 10 exons. The record is from RefSeq and is a predicted model, not a curated record. Bases 114 to 1061 code for a protein of 315 amino acids.
UACACGAGUGAAGCUCGAGAGCGCAGGACUUAUAAACAAACCCUCUUUGAUUGUUCUUCAAUCCWGAAGAAAYAUCCUUGUUKUACUUUUYAAAGUGAUAAUAUACUUCGACMAUGACUCUUAAAAAGGAGGAUUCUGCUGAUUCACAGCAAAUAAGUGGCCAAAGUUUACACACCCAGGAGAGCGGUGAUGAAAAUCUCGCUGUCAAUUUGGCCCACCGCUUCUUUGACACAUAUGUGGGAAUCCAGACUAAUCAGCCUGAAAUGCACAGCUCUGUGAGGCUCAUUCCAAAAGAACCGACGGAUGAAGAAGUCCUGCAGAAAAUCCCCUCUGAGGAAGACAUGGCCAGUUUCGAUAAAUCACAGGAACCCAUCCAUUCCUCAAACACAAUGCAGAAAGAGGAAGCAGUUGAGCYUUCACCAGAAACAUCACCUUUUACACCGAUGAAGGAAAUCACCAGUGAAGAAGACUGCCUUGAGGAGGUAAAGAACAAAAAGUCGCUGUUUUGGGGAUUUGGAGUGAUUGUUGGCAUUGUUAUCAUUGUUAUCAUUGCUGGAUCUGUCGCAGGGGCACUACAGAAGAAUUCUGGUUCUAACAACAAUGGAUGGAUUAACUCAGGUGCACCGAAGCCAAAUUCUGGCCCUGACAUCAUUGCAUCAACUUCUUACUGCCAGGGGAACUGCUUCACGUGCAUGGACGAAGGCAAAUGUCUAAAUAUGACGGCAAUAUUCAGGAAUGUAAACGACGACCAUCCCGUUUACCAGAAGAACAAGAACCAAACGUUUCCCAAAUGUUCUGAAAUGAAGGCGCCAAAAGAAAACACCUGCUCUGUGUGCUUCGACCGAGAUGCCAUCCGUAUCUGCUGCUCAAACAUAACUGAGAUCAUGGUGGAGGAAAGCAAAGGCGGCACAAUUGAAAACGUCGAGUGUGAGAUUCAGCCCACCCCUGGACCUUCAGGUGAGAUUCAGCCCACCCCUAGACCUGCCAGAAAUGUAGCACCUUCUUGUGACGCUUUUAUUCUUCUUAUCAUGUCUGGAGUCCUGCUGAUCAUUAAUACUUGAAGAUGCAGUCAAGAACAAGAAACACCCCAACAGACUUCUGCUUUUUUAAAUUGCUUUUUUGUUUUAAAAUCUAAACCCCAUUUCCUAGAUGUGUUUUUAAAGUAUUGUCAAAGCGCAGAAAUAAAACAUGAACUCAUAAAUUGAAAUUGUUAA